Molecule: messenger RNA, 2494 nt
Organism: Notothenia coriiceps (black rockcod)
Lineage: Eukaryota; Metazoa; Chordata; Actinopteri; Perciformes; Nototheniidae
Product: WD repeat-containing protein 26
Exons: 14
Coding region: 444-2297 (617 amino acids)
Biological process (GO): proteasome-mediated ubiquitin-dependent protein catabolic process
Cellular component (GO): GID complex
Molecular function (GO): protein binding
Source: RefSeq, a predicted model, not a curated record
GUAGGAAUUUCCGGUUACGUCAGAGCGUCAGCACUCCAUUAGAGCUGCAGCUGUUUUGAGGGAAACAACAACAAAAACGGGCUAACUGACAGCGCUCCCACAGUGACAGUCCGCUCUGAGCCCGACAACGAGGCCUCAAAUCUGGAAGCUUAACCUUCAUUUCCCACCCGGAGCUCCGCCGGCUUCUAACCACGGCCGCUCUCGGUGAGGAAACUCUGGCCUCCGCUUCCUCCUCCUCCGACUCGGACACCGGCGGAGCGUCGCCGCCCCCGCGGAAGAAGCACCGAGCCUCGGCGGCGGAGGGAGCAGGAGAGCCCGGGGCUUCAGCAGUUGUAACAGGCCUCUCCGGAAUUGUCUUAGGACUUGCUACUCAUUCUCCACACUCUCAAGCCACCUCAGCCAUCCACUUUAACCGAAGUGUUGUCAAUAACCUCAGCAGCAGUAUGCAGUCAAACGGUGCAGGACAGGGACAGGAAUCUACAGAUCUCUCCUGCCUAAACAGCGCACAAAACGGGGAGUCAUCGACGGCUGGUGGAACCCACUCCAAUGGGCUCCUCUCCAGCACAGACAACGGGAAUGGUGUCGGUACCAGUAAUGGGUCUGCAACCGGGCCUGGUUCGGGGACUUCGGCGGCCCCUACGGCUUCGGGCUCGGAGGUCGGUUCUCUGAAAAAGAAAAAACGACUAUCGCAAGCGGAGGAAGAUGUCAUCCGAUUAAUAGGGCAACAUCUCCACGGACUAGGGCUGAAUCAGACAGUGGACCUGCUGAUGCAGGAAUCGGGCUGCAGACUGGAACACUCCUCAGCUACCAAGUUCCGCAACCACGUCAUGGAGGGGGAGUGGGACAAGGCUGAGAAUGAUCUCAAUGAGCUGAGAGCACUGAUGCAUUCUCCCAAUGCCAUUGUGCGUAUGAAGUUCCUGCUGCUACAACAGAAGUACCUAGAAUAUCUGGAGGAUGGUAAAGUCCUGGAGGCUCUGCAGGUGCUCCGGGGAGAGCUGACACCCCUCAAGUACAACACAGAUCGCAUCCAUGUACUUAGCGGGUACCUAAUGUGCAGCCAUGCUGAGGACCUGAAGGCUAAGGCAGAGUGGGAGGGCAAGGGCACCGCCUCACGCUGCCGACUGCUGGACAAACUACAGACGUACCUGCCACCUUCUGUGAUGCUGCCCCCUCGGAGGAUGCAGACACUGCUGCGGCAAGCUGUGGAGCUGCAGAGGGACCGUUGCCUCUAUCACAACACCAAGCUGGACAGCAGUCUGGACUCGGUCUCUCUCCUCCUCGAUCAUGUCUGCAGCAGGUCUGUACUGCAUAGCCCUCACUGGAAGCAGUUCCCCUGUUACACCCAACAGAUUCUCACAGAGCACUGUAACGAGGUGUGGUUCUGCAAAUUCUCAAAUGACGGCACCAAACUAGCCACUGGCUCCAAAGACACUACGGUCAUAAUUUGGCAAGUGGACCCGGAGACCCACCAGUUAAAGCUGCUGCGGACCCUUGAGGGUCACGCGUACGGCGUCUCCUACUUAGCCUGGAGUCCGGACGACAUGUACCUGAUCGCCUGUGGACCUGACGACUGCUCCGAGCUGUGGCUCUGGAACGUUCAGACGGGGGAGCUGCGGACCAAAAUGUCCCAGUCCCAUGAAGACAGUCUGACCAGUGUGGCGUGGAACCCCGACGGCAAGCGCUUCGUCACCGGAGGGCAGAGGGGGCAGUUUUAUCAGUGUGACCUGGACGGUAACUUGCUGGACUCCUGGGAGGGCGUCAGAGUGCAGUGCUUGUGGUGCCUGGGCGACGGCAGAGCAGUGCUGGCCUCCGACACACACCAACGUAUCCGGGGGUACAACUUUGAGGACCUUACAGACAGAAACAUAGUCCAGGAGGACCACCCUAUCAUGUCUUUUACUGUUUCAAAGAACGGAAGAUUAGCUUUGUUAAAUGUAGCAACUCAGGGAGUGCACCUGUGGGACCUUCAGGACCGGGUGCUGGUGAGAAAAUACCAAGGUGUGACCCAGGGCUUCUACACUAUCCACUCCUGCUUUGGAGGACACAACGAAGACUUCAUUGCCAGUGGCAGCGAAGACCACAAAGUGUACAUCUGGCACCGACGGGGUGAACUUCCCAUCGCUGAGCUAACAGGUCACACGCGCACCGUUAACUGUGUGAGCUGGAACCCGGUCAUCCCGGGGCUCUUGGCGUCCGCCUCUGAUGACGGCACAGUGCGCGUCUGGGGCCCUGCGCCCUUCCUCGACUCACAAGAGGCGGACGGGCUCAACGAAAACUGCAGUAACAUGGACAGUUGAUGGUCACUUACGGAGCAGAUGACGUCACUCUCUGAUCGCAAUCCAAGAACCCAACAAUGAAAAGAAAUCGGGCAAAUAAAAUCCAACACCAAACUGAAGAAAGAGGAGAAUAACAAACAAGAAAAAAACACCCAAGAGAAAAAAAAGGAAAACAGAAGCGAGAAAAAUGUGUCUCCUGACUGGCCGUUGUCUCCCAA